AUGGUUUACCGUGGAUUUGGCCUCGAGCAAGUGUCACCUCCGAGUAACAAGCCUUUCAAUGAGAUGACGCCCGAAGAACAAGGUGAUAAGGGCGCUGAGAUGAUGAUAAGCUUUAUGACGUCUUGUCCCGGUAAAUCUGCCAUCAGUGGUGUUACGGGUUUCGCUCUUGGUGGUGUUUUUGGUCUUUUCAUGGCUUCCAUGGCUUACGACACUCCUCUGCACACACCCACUGUACCGGGAUCAACCCAACUGCCCAACAGCUUACAGCAUAUCUCUGAUCUACCAUUCAAGCAACAGGUUAAGCUGCAGUUUGCAGACAUGGGAAAAAGAGCUUAUUCCAGCGCGAAGAACUUCGGUUACAUCGGUAUGAUUUACUCUGGUGUCGAGUGUGCUAUAGAGUCUCUGAGGGCCAAAAACGACAUCUACAAUGGUGUUGGUGCUGGUUGCCUCACUGGUGGUGGUCUCGCUUAUAAAAGUGGUCCGACAGCAGCUUUGGUUGGUUGUGCAGGUUUCGCAGCAUUUUCCACUGCCAUCGACCUGUACAUGCGACAGGAGCACACUACACCUCCCAAAAACGACUUUGAUGAGUGA
Lachancea lanzarotensis is the source of this 591-nucleotide messenger RNA. It is a transcript of the gene TIM22, whose product is annotated as LALA0S12e03488g1_1. Gene Ontology annotation, biological process: protein insertion into mitochondrial inner membrane. NCBI's taxonomy places the organism in Eukaryota, Fungi, Ascomycota, Saccharomycetes, Saccharomycetales, Saccharomycetaceae. The transcript has a single exon. The coding region runs from base 1 to 591 and encodes 196 amino acids. Gene Ontology annotation, molecular function: transmembrane protein transporter activity. The record is from RefSeq and is a predicted model, not a curated record. Gene Ontology annotation, cellular component: TIM22 mitochondrial import inner membrane insertion complex.